UCUCUCUCUCUCUCUCUCUCUCUCUCUCUCCCUCCCCCCAUAUAUAGUAUGUAUAUGUAUAUGCAGAUGAAUCUUUAUUGAAUUCAUUUGGAAAAUUGGAAAUAAAUUCUUGAUACGAAUUACGCGAAGGAAAACGCAACUCUCAUCGAGACUAGGGUUUCUUGGAUCGCCGUAUUUGUGGCCUACUGGCGGUUGAAUGGCAUCAUCUGCAAUAAACGCAGGUGCCUUGGUGACUUUACAAGAGCUAAACCCUACUUCUCCGUACUUCAAGCAAGGGGCCUCACUUCGAGUUACUGGAAAGCUGCAAGAGUAUUCUGUGGAGACUGCAAUUGCUGUAAUUAUUGAUGGAAAUGCUACUCUCAAGAUUGACACCCAACACUUAAACCUCAAUCUUCGCAAUGGGUCUACCUACCAGUUCAUUGGGGAACUUCUCAUUCAACCAGACAAUGAGGCCAUACUAAAGGCACGAGUUGGAAGGAAUGUCGAUGGUAUGGAUCUCAACCUCUACCACCAGUCUCUGAAGCUCUUGAGAGAGUUUAUUUCUGAUCAAACAAGUACUCUUACAGCAUAGGGUUGUGCAUGUUUGCUUUUGUAUUUGGGACCAAAGGUAGAUCUGAAAAUUUAGGAAAAAGUCUUACUUCCAACUCAAAGAAAGAUGUUAUGGGGAAGUCACUGUAUUUGUUUGAGGCAAGAGAAUGGAAUCAGAAUUUGGUAAUACCUGCUCUUUUUUUGCA
This is a messenger RNA of Diospyros lotus (date-plum), 734 nucleotides long. Its product is annotated as CST complex subunit TEN1. Gene Ontology annotation, cellular component: CST complex. The coding region runs from base 197 to 571 and encodes 124 amino acids. Gene Ontology annotation, molecular function: telomeric repeat DNA binding; telomerase inhibitor activity; single-stranded DNA binding. The transcript has 4 exons. The record is from RefSeq and is a predicted model, not a curated record. Lineage: Eukaryota; Viridiplantae; Streptophyta; Magnoliopsida; Ericales; Ebenaceae. Gene Ontology annotation, biological process: negative regulation of telomere maintenance via telomerase.